Messenger RNA from Capsella rubella, 1194 nucleotides. RefSeq names its product putative F-box/LRR-repeat protein 21. Bases 307 to 1194 code for a protein of 295 amino acids. The transcript is spliced from 2 exons. The record is from RefSeq and is a predicted model, not a curated record. NCBI's taxonomy places the organism in Eukaryota, Viridiplantae, Streptophyta, Magnoliopsida, Brassicales, Brassicaceae. Gene Ontology annotation, molecular function: protein binding.
AGUAUAUUCCACGAUUUUUUUGAUUACCUUCUAAACUCGGAUGGGUCAAAGAUACGUUUGUGGUGGCAAAUAUAUUUUGCGUAAUUAGAAAAGAAUCAAAUUAGCGCGUGAGUGAGUGUUACUCGCUGUAUCAAAUUUGAGAGCCUAAUUGUAAUACGUGGCAUGAAUUAGUACCGCAUACACAUAAUCCCUACGUAAACCUAAUAUGAUUAUAAAAGACAGGAGCCGUAAAGGGUUCGGACACUACUACUUCACUUCUUAUUUCACUGAUUUGAAAACCCUAUUUUCUUUUGUUUACCCUCAAAAAUGUCUUCCUCCUCCUCUACGCCGUUGUCUGCUUUAGAGCCUCCGCUGAAGAAAGGAGAGCGAAGGAACUGGGCGGAGCUUCCUUCGGAGUUGACGUCUCUGAUCCUGGGCCGACUUGGUGCAGUUGAUAUACUUGAAAAUGCUCAGAAGGUGUGCACACCGUGGCGACGCAUCUGUAAGGACCCUUCGAUGUGGAAGAAGAUCGACUUGCGAGACCUGGGGAACCGCGAGAUGGAAGAUUUGGAUUUCGAUAUCUUGUGCCGUCACGCUGUUGAUCUCAGCCAGGGCGGCUUGCGUGAGAUCCACCUUGAGAGCUUCGCCACCGAUUCUCUCCUCAACUACAUCGCCGAUAGAUCAAGGGAUCUGAGAAGUCUUGGACUUCAAGUAUUCUAUACAGCUGUGACGAACAGAGGACUUGUGAACGCACUUGAAAAACUACCAUUGCUUGAAACCCUCGAGGUCUCACACACAUGUUUAAGAUUGAAUCUGCAAGCUAUAGGCGAGGCUUGCCCACAGCUACAUACAUUGAAGCUAAACUCCUCGGCGUCCUUUCACGUCAGAAUACGUGGGUUUGGUAUCAUCAAAGGUGAUGAUGAUUUCGCCUUAGCAAUCGCUGAAAGCAUGUCCGAGUUACGCCACCUCCAGCUUCUUGGGGACAGAUUAACUGAAGAUGGCUUGAAGGCCAUUCUUGACGGUUGUCCUUGCUUGAAACACCUUGACAUAAGAAAGUGUUUCCAUAUUGGCGAAGAUCUUGAGAAACAAUGCUUCGAGAGGAUGAAAGAGUUCAGACGCCCGAGCGACUUAAGUGAUGAUUAUCCAUAUAAUAUCAUUUUUCUCAGUUCUGAUUUUGAGUACUCGUCAUCUGAUGACGACUCAGAUGAUAACUAA